This is a messenger RNA of Hypomesus transpacificus, 2293 nucleotides long. It is a transcript of the gene tmem51b, whose product is annotated as transmembrane protein 51b. Lineage: Eukaryota; Metazoa; Chordata; Actinopteri; Osmeriformes; Osmeridae. The transcript is spliced from 3 exons. Bases 413 to 1261 code for a protein of 282 amino acids. The record is from RefSeq and is a predicted model, not a curated record.
CCUUUAACACUUUACAACCGGGGGGAGGUUUCUCCCAGCAGGGUGGAAUUUGGACAAAGUUCCUGUCUGUUAUAAUCCGUGCAAUCAACAGGGCUUGUUGCAAAUUAUAGUAACAUUUACAGAUCGAAUGUCAAAUCAGGGUUGUUGACAAUAUUAAUUAAGGAAAACUAGGCAAAGUUCGGGAUGUUACGACCUUGACUACACCUGCGACACUCCAGGUACCCGAUUAGGAGGUUGUCCUAGGGCGUGUAGCGCUGAGAAAGGUAAGAAUUGCAGGUUUGCUUGGACUACAACCCCUCCACCUUCCAUCCUUCUCAGUCAUCCUUCCACCUGCUGUGUUGAGGUCUACCUGAGUCCUUGUGGGUUGAUUGGUCGCUCCUGGGUUGAUUGGUCGCUCCUGAUUGGCCCCUCCAUGAGUUCCAAUGGGCGCCCACAGGGCCGCAGCCCAAGCCACGGAGGCAGCAGGUCAGGCUCCCAGUACGCCCUGUGUGCCCUGGGCGUCGGCCUCAUCGCCCUGGGCAUUGUUAUGAUCGUCUGGACCGUCAUACCCCUGGAUGGAGAGGGCUCGAAAACGGGCAACGUCACCGACAACGACUCCGCCGCUCCCACCCAGAGCCCAGGGCUCAAUCCAGAUGUCAGCGCCAAGGACAAGAUGAAGGCAUCGUCGUCGGUGGCAUACGUGCUGGUGGGGGCAGGGGCGGCCAUGCUACUGCUGUCCAUAUGUCUGGGGGUGAGGAACAAGCGGAGAGAGAACCAGAGGGCCAGGGACGCGGUGGUGCUGGGCACCCCAUAUGUGGACCGCGUAGCUGGGGAGCCGGCGGAAGCAGCGCAGCCAGUCCCGGCCUACGACGUGCCCAGCUAUGAGGACGCUGUGGGCAGCGGCCAGUACCCCAUCCGCCAGAGCAACCUGCGCAACAGUACCUCCCAGCUGCCGUCUUACGAGGACCUCAUCAGUGCUGUGGAAGCAGAGGGGGAGGGGCCCAUCUCCAAGCCUGCCGGGGAGGCCACCACCACCCCAGCCGCUUCAGACUCCACCCCCCAGCCCGCCCCCGACCCUGCCGCAGCCAAUCCGCCCAGCCGCCGCAGCAGCAGCAGCCGGGCCAGUAAGAUAUUGCGCCCCCUGCGGGUCCGGAGGAUAAAGUCGGAGAAGCUUCACCUGAAGGACUUCCGGCUCAACAUUCGCAGCCCAUCACAGGCUCGGGUCACCAUCGAACCCAUCACCCCUCCGCCGCAGUACGACGACAAGAUGCCUGAACUCUGAGAGUGCCCUGUGGUGCAAGGAAUAACUUCUCCUGUGAAAAGACACUCCUGUGAUAGUAUAACGCUGCUGAGAAAUGGCACUUUAGACACACGACUGUAUCUGAUGGACUCCGAAGCCUGCUGCAGUAGUAGUGUUCUGUAACGGACUGGAACUGGGUCUGGUGCCACAGACGGGUGUCUUAAAACCACAGACGUUAAAAUGGCUGUGAAUCCAACAGCCAAACUAGUCUCAAUUUGUUUUUAGUAUUUUCCACCGUACAUGUAUCUUUGUUUCUUUUUUUGUCAAAAUAAAUCUGUGUUGGUCAAGUUUCAAGAUCCUUUAUUGGGAUAACUAUGUUCUGGUGACAUUGGCAUGGGAUGGGACUUGGGAAAUAGAAUGACUGUAAAAUGUAUUUACCAACCAUUUUUAAAUGUAACUAUGCAGAAAAAUCACUUUUUAGUUAACUAUACAUAUAAGCUUACUCGCGGUGUUGAAUGUCAAAAAUGGUCUUAAUUUCACUGUUUAUUGCUAAAGUCGUGGUCUCCUAGCAGAAACAGAAUUCCUUUCUAGAUGCUCUGCUGUAUGUUUGAUAGUCACAUGAGACUAUAUAAGUCAGCAUAAGGGAGCCCAUCUUUAAAAGUAGUGUCAAAACGGGUGACAUAAAGGAGAUAGGUGAUAGAUUUAGCUAUAAUAAGCUAUAAUCCAGUGGUGACCUUGAUUAAUGUGAUUUUAUUUGAAUGGGUAGGCUAUGCAGGUUGUUUAGAACGUCACAAUGUCAAUAGAAUUCAGAAGUCAUUUUAUUUAUUGUGAAUAUUGUUUUUAUUGACUAACACUACUGUAUUAACACCAAACAACUGCAAAUUGUGGAUUUUAGGGGAUGUAGUAUUGUAAUUAGUGAAUGCAAUUGUAUUUAUCUGUUUUUUAGAAAGAGCAGGGUAGGUACUUGGUUAUGUUGCUGGUGGAAGAUGUGGAUGAUGGAAGGUGUUGAUGGUAAGGUGAUUGUGUAUUGUUGUUUUUAUGUAUUUAUUAUAAACAGAAUACAAUUAUGCAGUU